UUCUGCGCCGUCUGCGGCUAUGGUUCCUGCCGCAGGAGGCGGUUCCGAGAUGGGCCAAUUGUUCAUGAUGGCUUUAGAAAUGCAGCGGCAGGGGAAUCAGCAGAACUGGCAGAUGAUGAAGGCGAUGCAGGAGACGCAGAAAGAAUUCCUUGGGGAGGUCUCGACAAUGAUGAAGGAGACAUCUUCGGUGGUCAAGGACACGCUGGAAACGAUGACCAAGCAGACUACAGAGCAGGCAAACAUGCACCGGGAGACACUUACGGCCAUGCAGAAUAACACGGCGGCCGCGAGCAGGAUGAACUCAGAGACGCUGCUCGCGGUGCAGCAGAGCAUGAAUGAGACGCGCAAGAUGAAUUCGGAGACGAUCAAAAUGGUCAGUCAAAGCAUGGCCAAUAUGCUCGAAGCACAGCGAAAGAGCGCCAGAGAGAUAGAAGAAAUGAUUAAGGAAUCCCACCAAAAUGGAUGCGUCAUCUCUUGAUCGUACGGUGGGAGCAAAUAAAUAUGGCAGACAGCAACUUUCCCACCUUUGCCGAACAGUAGCCUAUAAGAUGCGCCCAGUAACACAUCUAUUUUUCGAAGCUGACAACACUCAUAAGUCCAGUGCGAUGAUUUUCAAUAAACAUAUAUCCGCAAAAAA
Messenger RNA from Dermacentor silvarum, 637 nucleotides. RefSeq lists its product as uncharacterized. Bases 20 to 478 code for a protein of 152 amino acids. The record is from RefSeq and is a predicted model, not a curated record. Lineage: Eukaryota; Metazoa; Arthropoda; Arachnida; Ixodida; Ixodidae. The transcript has 2 exons.